Molecule: messenger RNA, 1458 nt
Organism: Homalodisca vitripennis (glassy-winged sharpshooter)
Lineage: Eukaryota; Metazoa; Arthropoda; Insecta; Hemiptera; Cicadellidae
Product: parafibromin-like
Exons: 9
Coding region: 267-1367 (366 amino acids)
Biological process (GO): transcription elongation by RNA polymerase II; positive regulation of transcription elongation by RNA polymerase II
Cellular component (GO): Cdc73/Paf1 complex
Molecular function (GO): RNA polymerase II complex binding
Source: RefSeq, a predicted model, not a curated record
UGUCGUUUGUCGUGUGCCCUGUGCCCUGUGUCGUGUCGUGUUCCCUGUGCCCUGUGUCCUGUGUCCUUUGCCCUCUGUCCUGUGUCGUGUGUCGUGUGCGCUCCUCCUCAGCAGUCAGCGGCAGUCGUGAGUGGGUUGUCCUGGAACCGGCGCCGUCUUCAACAAGUUUCGUUUACAUAUAUUUAUUUUUUUUAUUGUUCUUUUCAGGCAUGUGGAGUUACUAUUAGUAGUGAAGUGUUCCUGUUAGUUUUGGUGUGUUCUACACAAUGUCAGAUCUUCUAAAUGUACUUCGGCAGUACAAUAUGAACAAAGGAGAUAUCAUAGAAAGUAACAACCUCAUCGUUUUUGGGGAUCUUUCGUGGGACAAGAAUGUGAAGACCAACUACCUUAUGUGGGGGUCUGGUAAAAAUGGGGCACCAAAGGAGUAUUAUACAUUGGAGUCUUUGCUAUUUCUACUCGAACAUGUUACACUACCACAUUCUACGUAUGUUCGACAAGCUGUUGCUGAAAAUAUUCCAGUAGUGCGCAGACCUGACCGCAAAGACCUUCUUGCCUACUUAAACGGUGAAACUACCACCUCUGAAAAUAUUGAUAAAAGUGCACCUGUAGACUUUCCAACACAAGUACAAUUUGUAAUAGACGAAUCGACAGAGAGCGUGGCAAAGAAACCCAAACUAGAUGUUAUGGGAGUGCAAACAGAGACCAAAGUCGAUACAGUGGAAACAUACCAAGGAAUGUCAGUAACUGCAGUAACAGGAGGAGAUCAACCCAACACGAUAGCAGUCCCUGAGAUACGUUACCCUCAGCCCGUUCUAGCAGCAGUGGCUAGUCUCCUAUGGUCUUCAGGAUAUAAUAGGCGAAUCUCUCGUACUCCCAUGAUAGUUAUCCCUCAAGGGACAUCCUCACUCAUCACCAUGUACAAUGCCAAGGACCUCCUACAGGACCUCAAGUUUGUUUCUUCAAGAGAAAAGAAGAGACAAGGUGCCCCAUGCAAAAAUAAGAUUUUUCUACAAAGGCGAAAGGAUGGAGGAUUGAUGGUUCCAUACGAAGUGACUGACAAUCCUUACUUGCUGACAUCAAGCGACUGGAAUCGAGUAGUGGCUGUGUUCGCUAUGGGCCAUACUUGGGACGGGCCUCCUUUGACGGGGUUGCCGUGGAAUGACAAUCCUGAGAGACUAUUUUCUGAAAUAUGUGGGUUUCAUCUGAAGUUUGAAGAGAUGCAGCUAGACCCGAUAGUGGAAACCUGGGAUGUGACUCUUAUUCAGAUAUCACUUACUAAACGUCAUUUGGAUCGUGCUGCACUCAUGGUUUUCUGGGAAACACUAGAUAAGCACAUGAUGGAAAACAAACCUCACCUUCGAUUUUGAUAAUGCUCGUCGUGGACCUCUGCUAUACAUAUUUAUUUCUCUUUAACAGAUAUUCAGAUUAUUGUAAAUAAACUUUACUUAUAAAAAUGUA